This is a messenger RNA of Pollicipes pollicipes, 1812 nucleotides long. It is a transcript of the gene CPT2, whose product is annotated as Carnitine palmitoyltransferase 2. Bases 1 to 1812 code for a protein of 603 amino acids. Lineage: Eukaryota; Metazoa; Arthropoda; Thecostraca; Pollicipedomorpha; Pollicipedidae. Gene Ontology annotation, molecular function: carnitine O-palmitoyltransferase activity. Gene Ontology annotation, biological process: fatty acid beta-oxidation. The record is from RefSeq and is a predicted model, not a curated record. The transcript is spliced from 3 exons. Gene Ontology annotation, cellular component: mitochondrion.
AUGUCAGGCUGCCUGAUGGCGAAGAAGGGCAACCAUGCUCUCACUGGCCUGCUGCACCGCAGCGAGCUGCCCACCGACAUCUUCCAGGCAUCGCUGCCCAGGCUGCCCAUCCCCACCAUCGAGAACACGUGCAUGCGCUACCUGAACGCCCAGAAGCCGCUGCUGUCGCCGGAGCAGUUCCAGCACACGCAGGAGCUGGCGGUGCGCUUCCAGCAGGGCAUCGGCAAGAAGCUGCAGCUGGUGCUGCGCCAGCGCGACCGCGCCAAUAAGCACACCAGCUACAUCUCCAAGCCGUGGUUUGACAUGUACCUGUCUGACCGUCGUCCGAUCGUCAUCAACUACAACCCGUUCAUGUCGUACAUCGACGACCCCAACUCGCCGUACAACGAGCGGGUACUGCGCGCCACCAACAUGACCAUCUCGGCGGUGCGUUUCAUGCGCACGCUGGAGGCCGGCUUGCUGACGCCCGAGGUGUUCCACCUGAACCCGGCCAAGAGCGACGUGCCCGGCCUCCGUAAGAUAGUGAAGCUGCUGCCGCGGCGCUUCGCAUCGUUCGGCGCCUACUUCUACAAGGCGUUCCCGCUGGACAUGUCGCAGUUCGGCAAUCUGUUCGCCUCCACGCGCGUGCCGCAGCCCGGCCGGGACGAGCUGAAGAAGUCGCACGGCUCGCGCCACGUGCUGGCCGUGCGCAACGGCCACCUGUACGCGUUCGACGUGCUGGACGCGGCGGCCGACAACCGCGACACGUGGGCGGCCACGCGCCAGCACCUGCUCGACACGGGCAACGGGCCCACGCUGGACGUCGUCGACUCGGCGCUGUUCGUGCUGGCGCUGGACGACGCGCGCAUCGACGACGACCCGGUGCGCGCGUUCAAGCAGUUCCUACACGGUGACGCGGCCAACCGCUGGUUCGACAAGUCGUUUACGCUGGUGCUGAGCGGCGAGGGGAAGGCGGCCAUCAACUUCGAGCACGCCUGGGGCGACGGUGUGGCCGUCCUGCGGCUUUUCAACGAGGUGUACAGCGACUCGGUGGAGCGGCCACGCGUGGGACCCGACUCGCGGCCGGGCGAGGCGGCGGUGCGGCGCCUGGAGUGGCAGCUGGACGCUCGCGCCGAGCAGGCGGUGUCUGACGCGCGGCGUCGCUUCCACGAGCACGCCGAAAGCCUGGCCAUCGGCAUGUUCGUCGAGCCGCGCUUCGGCAAGGACCUGUGCAAGCGCAGCCGCAUCUCGCCCGACGCCUUCAUGCAGAUGGGCUUUCAGGUGGCGUUCCACCGGCUCACCGGCGAGACGGUGGGCUCGUACGAGUCGUGCAGCACGUCGGCGUUCCUGCACGGACGCACGGAGACGAUCCGGCCGGCCACCGAGGCGACGUUGGCGCUGUCGCGCGCGCUGAACGCGGCGCAGCGGCCGGAGCGCGGCCAGCUGCGUCAGAUGAUGGACGCCUGCUCCAAGCUGCAUGGCGAGUUGACGGUGAACGCCGCCAAGGGCCAAGGCUGCGACCGCCACCUGUUCGCGCUGCGGCUGCUGGCCGAGGAGCUGGAACAGGACCUGCCUGACUUCUACAAGGACCCGGCGUACGCGGACGCCAACCGCUUCCGCAUCUCGACCUCCACGCUGUCCACGCCCUGCGUGGAGACGGGCGGCUUCGGCGCGGUCGAGCCCGACGGCUUCGGCAUCGGCUACAGCAUCCGCGCCCGCGAGCUGGGCGCCAUGGUCAGCAACUACCCGGCGCACACGGACGUCGAAGCGUUCGUCGAGUGUCUCGAGUCGACCUUCCAUGACAUGCACGGCGUACUGGAAGCGGUGCCGUGA